Molecule: messenger RNA, 1263 nt
Organism: Zygosaccharomyces rouxii
Lineage: Eukaryota; Fungi; Ascomycota; Saccharomycetes; Saccharomycetales; Saccharomycetaceae
Gene: IDS2
Product: Ids2p
Exons: 1
Coding region: 1-1263 (420 amino acids)
Source: RefSeq, a predicted model, not a curated record
AUGAGUAAGGAUACUGGAUUUUUGGAGGAUUCAACUGGUGAUCUUGCCAGAGCACUUAGAAGAUCGUGGUCAGAGCCGCAGGACAGCAAGACCCCAUAUCAAGAUUCACCAAUUAGCACUCCCCAGUGUAAUCAGUACCAUAACGUUUCACCAGGUGGUGGUUCAUUCACUUCUGCAGGUUCACAAGUGGCUUCACUUACUGGUAGUUCUGAUAAAACCCAUAGAGGGAGCCUUGGUGAUGGUUCCCCGGAUUACCACUUGAUUGAAAGGCAUUAUUCAUUGAUGGAACAACCGAAUGUUGGUAAUAAAUCUACUGGUUCUGGUUCUGGUGGUAGCAUUGAUGACGGUAUGUUAGAACAAGCUAUGCAAGAGUCAUUACCACCCCUGAUGCCCGCACCUGUGGCCAUGCCCCUAAGACGUGGUUCUAUACAAGAGGUACAGAGGGUAAGACAUUUGUUAAACCCAAGAAGUUCAUUCUCAGGUGCACCACCAGAGGAACCUGAAUUACAAGAGGGUUGUAGUGUUAGUUGGGUCACCAUAUUAGCCAAUAGUUCACCAGAAUAUGUUGAGCCUAUACUAGUACUUCAAGAAUCAUUGAAAUCUGUGAAUUCAAAAUUUGGAUUGUGUGUUAUUCACAAUUCCGAAGUCGAUAGUUCUAUGAUAAGGGAAAAAGGUAUUGAGACAGUUGCAUUCGAUAAGGCGAAGCUACCAGAAUUGUUCAAGAAAAGUAUAAAUCCACAUUCCAUAUUAAUGGUAUUUAUGGCAUUAGCGGGCAAGUAUGACUUAGUAUGCUAUCUGUCCCCCACAUGUAUGGUAUUAGAAAAUAUCGAUGAUCUCUUAGGCAGUGAAGAAAUUGGGAAUGAAAUUGACAAUGAAACAUGCGUGUUAUUAACCAAUUCAACACCAGAUCCUCAAAUUAUCAUCUUAAGGCCUUUGGUAGAUGUGGAAAUGUGCAUCAGAGAAUUCUUUACGGUUUACGGCGAUGACUGUGAUGAGAAAAGUAGUAAAUUGACCAGAAUGCGAGAUUACGACGUUUUAGAAACACUUUUCCAAGAUUCCUGGAGUAGACUUGCUACUGAUGAAUACUGUGAAACCUUACCAGAGAAACCAUCACCGUCAGAGAAAAGCUUCCCACACAAAAUGGUUGAUUUUGAAUUACAAAAGCCUUGGAUAAUGCACGAAAAGCAAGAUAUGGGCCCUCUGGCAAGUAGGUGGCAUCGCCUAUGGUUACAAACUUCCCGCAGGCAGGCUAACGACAUGUAA